This is a messenger RNA of Oncorhynchus gorbuscha (pink salmon), 1796 nucleotides long. Its product is annotated as protein BEAN1-like. The record is from RefSeq and is a predicted model, not a curated record. The transcript has 8 exons. Bases 956 to 1738 code for a protein of 260 amino acids. NCBI's taxonomy places the organism in Eukaryota, Metazoa, Chordata, Actinopteri, Salmoniformes, Salmonidae.
CUACUACGUUCGCAGCCAUGGCGGGACAUAGAAUAUGCUUCUUGCUGCAGAGUGUUUGAUUUGACGGCUUUUGAAGGCAUUUGGUUUACAUGCUCGAUGGUUACACUGUGAAUUUGAGAAAAAAAAACUAGUAUUAUCGAGUAUCUAACAGAAGUUUAAUGAGUGAUAUACAUGCUAUUUUGGCCAGGUGGGCAACGUCUCCGGUCUACGGCACGCGUGUUUGAGUUGGAAUUUCGACCAGGGAAGGUGUUCUGAGGGUUUUCACACCAGAUAUUAUGUGGCACCGUAAUAUAUCGUAACCCUUUUAAUCACGAUGUUUUCUUCGAAUUAAACAAGUCAUAUUUCUGCUGGCAUUGGGUAGGUAGGCUAUCCGAAAUCGAACGACAAGAAAACACCUGCAUCACAUGGGGAUAUUUUUAUACCGGUCGCUCUAGCACUGCACACUCCCCUUGUCUGUGGCACCUCAAACGCCAUUGAAGUUGUCAGGAACUACUCCAAAGCCUAUGAGGACAUCGCCCUUCUGUGCAGAAGAGAGGAGCUCAAGUUCGGCACCUGCCUCAUUAACCGGCUGAAAUGUUACUAUAAGAAGGACUGUGGAAGGGAGUACAUGUUGAUGAAACUAAUCUGCUCAGGCAGACCUAGGGACUGUGACGGUGGCUCUGGAUCCCCCUGGAGUGAUCCAGCUCACCCUGCUCAUGCCCUGCUGGCUGUCUGUCAGAGUAGGGACAUACAGGAACAGACAGGCUCUACGCUGUGGCUCCCCAGACCACAUCCAUCAUCACUGUAAUUUCUGUUGAAUAGGGUGAAGGGGAUUUGAGAAGAGCCACUAAUGGCUGAAGUUUCUGCCUCCUGAGCUGACAUGAAAGAGUUCCACCCCGUGUAUUUAAAAAUUCUAACGGGUUGAGGAUUAAAUAUUAAACACUGCAGACUUGAGAAUCUAUUCCUCCGCUGAGGAAUGAAAAUCUUGGGAGUGUUCCUGACCUGCGGUCCACAGAGAGUGAGCUCGAACCAGAGCAGUGCCCAUGAGUACCCAGACUGCCGUGAUGGGGGCAGCGAGGCCAGCCUGCUGGUGUCACCGCUGGUGGUGGCUGGCAUCGUCAUCGGCCUGGUGCUCUUCCUGUCCUGCGUUACCAUCAUCGUGGGCAGCCUGCGCAAAGACAGCCGUCUGCGCAACCCCCACCUGCGGGCCAGCUAUGCUCCGGAUGGCUUUUCGUACGGCGGCUCCAUCGGGGAGCUGAGGUCGACGUGUGUCGAGGAGUUCCCUCCAGCGUUUGACUUUGACUCCUACGUGGAGACUCUAUCACAAGUGAAUGUGAUGUAUCCAGACUCCCCGCCUCACUAUGAUGAAUGUGUCGGACCAGGUGCGACACAGAUAUACGUCCCCACAGACGACCCCCCUCCGUAUUCCCUCACAGACCCCUGUCAGCGGGGCCACCAGCAGGCCACCUACACCAGCCUGGAGAUGGAGGAGCCGUCUGCUGGAGCUGGAGCCUCUUGGGUGUCCGCCAGCAGCGCCGCCGCCUCCCACUACGCAAUUGGACUGCACGAGCUCAGGCAGCAGCCAAUAUCCUCCAUCUCCCUGUCAGCGUUCCCCCUGGAGGAAGCGCCCCCGUACGAGGUGGUGGUGAGCAGGCAGAACCAGCCCAUCCCUCUGAUGCCCAUGGACCUGCUCAAACACCCAUCAGAAGACAGCCAUAGUCCCCAGAGAGCCCGGGCUGUCGCACACAGGAUCCUGUAGAGCUGACUGGGAUAGUCCUCUCCAAUGCUCUUUGUGCAGACAGCCACACACACACACA